GUUCGGUGCUUGUGACGUCAGCAGUCACGUGGUCACAGGCGCUGCGUGUGGAAACGGUGGGAUUGUGUGUAGAGUCUCGAGCGCCGAGGCUGCGGUGUUGAAUGUCCCAUCAGUGAAAUUACAGCUCGUGCUUACCUGAGGAGGUGAAGUCCUGCUGCAGAGCCUGAGAAAGGAAUGAUGUUCUGCUACAAGUCGCCUCCUGCUUCUUGUGUCCAGUUUCAUACGCCUCUUGACCUGACCUCCACAAGCACUUCAAGAGAUGGCACUGCUUCAGAAAGGCUUCAGAAGUCUGGAGAAACCAAAUCUGAGAGUCUGUCCCCAAAAGGAAUGAUGUUCUGCUACAAGUCACCUCCUGCUUCUUGUGUCCAGUUUCAUACGCCUCUUGACCUGACCUCCACAAGCACUUCAAGAGAUGGCACUGCUUCAGAAAGGCUUCAGAAGUCUGGAGAAACCAAAUCUGAGAGUCUGUCCCCAGAAGGAAAGAUGUUCUGCUACAAGUCAUCUCCGGCUCCUUUUAUCCAGUUUCAUACGCCUCUUGACCUGACCUCCACAAGCACUUCAAGACCUGGUACUGCUUUGGAAAGGCUUCAGAUCUCUGGAGAAACCAAAUCUGAGAGUCCGUCCCCAGUAAGUUGCAGUAGUCAGUCUGGAACUUUCAUCACUAAGCCCUCACCAAAACUAAUAUGGAAAAAAAUCCACCAUUGCUUAGACUGUGGGAAGAGUUUUGCUAGACUGGGAGACCUCCAAAAACACCAGAGGAUUCACACCGGAGAGAAACCGUAUCAGUGCUCAGAGUGUGGGAAGAGUUUUACUCAAGAGAGUAAUCUCCAACAACACCAGCGGGUUCACACCGGAGAAAAACCCUAUCAUUGUACGUGGUGUGGAAAGAGCUUCACUCAUCAGCAGAACUUCCAGACGCAUCAGAGGAUUCACACGGGAGAAAAACCAUAUCAGUGCUCCGAGUGUGGGAAGAGCUUCACUCGCAAGAAUGCUGUACAGCGCCACCAGCGCGUUCACACGGGAGAGAAACCCUUCCACUGUGUGCAGUGUGGGAUGAGGUUUAGUGAGAGCGGUACUCUGAAAGAACACCAGCGACUUCACACGGGAGAGAACCUGUUUCACUGCUCAGAGUGUGGGAAGAGUUUCCAUCAGAAGAAAACUCUACAAGGACAUCAGCGCACUCACACCGGAGAGAAACCAUACUUCUGUACGGAGUGUGGGAAGAGCUUCAGUCGGAUGAACACUCUACAGCAACACCACCGCAUUCACACGGGAGAACGGCCGUUCCAGUGUUCAGAGUGUGGACAGACUUUUGCUCAACAAAGUACUCUCCACCGACACCAGCACAUUCACACCGGAGAGAAACCCUAUCACUGCUCACUGUGUGGGAAGAGUUUCAAUCGCAAAAACACUCUACAGCUACACCAGCGCCUUCACACGGGAGAGAAGUCCAGCGCUGAGGAGAUUUACUGAGGAACUUCUGAGUAAACGCUGACAACUCCUAGCUUGUUCAAACGCAAUAUAUUUCUAGCAUGGUUUACAGUUUAUUCUGGUCUCGAAGACGUGAAUGUAAAUAUCACGCAAAGCACACAGAAUACUGCCGUGUUGCAGAGUGUUGCAUUUCUGGACAUUUCUGCACUUCCUGCUCACUUUGCACACAGUCUAGACCGCCAACAGUGGAUCCUGUGAGCAUCCAGUAGCUAAAUCCCCAGAUAUAUGAUCAAAUCUGCUGAUGAAACAGAUGUUUGACUGCACAGAGAAGUCACAACCAGGGGUGUCAGGAGCGUCCGAGGCUAAAAUAAAGAUCAGAUGAAGAGUAUGGGGACUGACACACACACACACACACACACACACACACACACACACACACACACACACUCAGUGCACUGCUGAAAUGGAAAUUAAUCAGUGUUAAUAUACUGUAAUAACUCCACCAAUGCUCAAGAAAUGCUUUUAUAAGAGCAUUAAAAUGUUUCCAGUUUUAUUUGUUUAGCACUUUUACCCACAGACAUUGUCACAAAGCAGCUUUACAGAAAUAUACACAUUCAGGAUAGAAAAUUUUAAUGUAUAAAUUUAUCCCUAUAAGUCCUUCCUAGUUGAAAAAUACAACAAUGACAA
Messenger RNA from Ictalurus furcatus (blue catfish), 2118 nucleotides. Its product is annotated as zinc finger protein 501-like. The coding region runs from base 175 to 1473 and encodes 432 amino acids. Lineage: Eukaryota; Metazoa; Chordata; Actinopteri; Siluriformes; Ictaluridae. Gene Ontology annotation, molecular function: DNA-binding transcription repressor activity, RNA polymerase II-specific; RNA polymerase II cis-regulatory region sequence-specific DNA binding. Gene Ontology annotation, biological process: negative regulation of transcription by RNA polymerase II. The record is from RefSeq and is a predicted model, not a curated record. The transcript is spliced from 4 exons.